Molecule: messenger RNA, 1675 nt
Organism: Sinocyclocheilus anshuiensis
Lineage: Eukaryota; Metazoa; Chordata; Actinopteri; Cypriniformes; Cyprinidae
Gene: acadsb
Product: acyl-CoA dehydrogenase short/branched chain
Exons: 10
Coding region: 44-1252 (402 amino acids)
Cellular component (GO): mitochondrion
Molecular function (GO): flavin adenine dinucleotide binding; acyl-CoA dehydrogenase activity
Source: RefSeq, a predicted model, not a curated record
GCUUGUUUCAUCCGGACACUUUUCACAGUGACGCAGAGCCGUAAUGGCGGCCUCGCUCAGAAUGCUGCGACAGGUCUGCGGGUCUCUGUCUCGCUCGCACGCCGCGGUCAGGCGCUUGUGUUCGCGCGCCGCAGCAGAAGCUCAUCAUGACGUGAUCAGACCUGUGUUUCCGCCGCUGCAGAGUUUCUCAGAGGAGGAGAGCAUGAUGAGAGAUGCAGUCAAGAAGUUCGCCCAGGAGCGCAUCGCCCCAUUUGUCUCCAAGAUGGACGAGGAUUCGGUGAUGGAUGCAGAUGUGAUCAGCGCUCUGUUCGAGCAGGGCCUGAUGGGGAUCGAGAUCGGAGCGGAGUACGGAGGCACGGGCUCCUCCUUCUUCUCCUCCAUCCUGGUGAUUGAGGAGCUGGCGAAGGUGGACCCGUCGGUGUCAGUGCUGUGCGACAUUCAGAACACGCUCAUAAACACGCUGCUGAUGAACCUGGGGACGGAGGAGCAGAAGCAGCUCUAUCUGCCGCGGCUGGCCAGCGAUACGGUCGGCAGCUUCUGUCUGUCGGAGUCAGAGUCGGGCAGCGACGCGUUCUCUCUCAAGACUAAAGCAGAGAAACACAAGGAUUAUUACAUCAUCAACGGCUCUAAGAUGUGGAUCAGUAACGCAGAACAUGCAGGAGUGUUUCUGGUGAUGGCAAAUGCAGAGCCGGCCGCGGUUAGUAUGUGUGGAGUCAUUUCUGACACUGAAUUAGGGUUCGUUCACACUAUGAAUGAUAACUAUACUGAUAACUGUAACAGUAACUAUAUCGGCGUCUAUAUCAACGCACAUCUCGUGUGUGUGUGUGUGUGUGUGUGUGUGUUUCAGAUGCUGGGUUUGGCUCAAGGCUGUUUCGAUCACACGGUUCCUUACACCCGACAGAGGAUGCAGUUUGGCAAGCGCAUCUUUGAUUUCCAGGGCAUGCAGCACCAGAUCGCUCAUGUGGCCACGCAGCUGGAAGCGGCUCGACUGCUGACCUACAAUGCUGCGCGUCUGAAGGAGGCUGGACGGUCCUUCAUUAAAGAGGCCUGCAUGGCCAAGUACUUCAGCGCGGAGGUGGCGACUCUGACCACGUCCAAGUGCAUCGAGUGGAUGGGCGGCGUGGGCUUCACCAAAGACUAUCCCAUCGAGAAGUACUACAGAGACUGUAAGAUCGGAACCAUUUAUGAGGGAACCACCAACAUCCAGCUGAGCACCAUGGCCAAGAUGAUCGACCAGGAAUAUGACGGAUAAACAUCUGUGUCACAUACACCAGACGCAUUAAUCCAGCUGUCAAUAACAUAGAAGCUAAUUAAACACUGAUGUAAUUUCUCAGCAUGAGCAUCUUCAGGAAUCUCCUCGAGAGUUCAUGUCUGUCUGUAACUCAACUGUAUUUCACUCUUAAUGGAUCAUUUCUUGUUUCUCUACGUAUUUAUUUUCUAAGACUGAAAUUAUAUCAGUAUAUAUGAGUUAAAGUCUUUCCUGACUAGUGUUUUUUCUGAAGUCUUUUCAGUGUUAAGAUAAAGCUAUCGUUAGACUUGGUUGAUGUUCCUGUUACAGUUAUUGAUUGAUCCUGUGCCUUACUGAUCGCUGACGGCUGAGAUCUGUGUUUGUGUUUGUGUCUGAACCUGAUGAAUAAACAUCAUGAACUCGUGUGUGCUGUCCGGUUUGAGCAGC